This is a messenger RNA of Sycon ciliatum, 2378 nucleotides long. RefSeq names its product arylsulfatase B-like. Bases 548 to 2359 code for a protein of 603 amino acids. Lineage: Eukaryota; Metazoa; Porifera; Calcarea; Leucosolenida; Sycettidae. The record is from RefSeq and is a predicted model, not a curated record. The transcript has a single exon.
GGCCGAGGGGUCGAGGACAGACAGGAGGCAACCGACUUUGCCUGGCUUCGGGCAAUUCGCCUUUUGGGCCUGACCCGACAAAGUCGAAUUCUUGGAAACUGCAGUGAGAUGUGAAAAGCAGAAGACACGGCGCAGUUGUUCAGUUUAUGAAGACUUCUCUGUGCCGUGCAGGUCGUGUUCGCACGCUGCUCUUGCUUGCAGGCUAGGUAGGAAUCGUGACGAUACAUCUUUGCGGGCACGCUUUGCUAGACGGAGGAGAGCUGUGUAGAUAGAGUUGUGUUGAGCUGAAGCGCACCUCAAUGGGACAUCGUGUCGGUGCGAAAAUAGUUGUUAUUCCAUGAUGACGGUAAAGGAAGCAGACGCGGACACAAAUUAUUUGGACGAUCUAAACAGAACGUAGUCUUCAAUCACACUCUUUGACAACCGUCCCUGGAUGCACCGAUCGAGCAGUAAAAUCGUGCCCAUUGUCAUUGAUUCGUGCUCGUCCUCGUUGAUACUGCACUGACCAGACACCUCAUAGUCAUAGAACGUCAAACGGUCGACCACCAUGCUGGCGCUGCGUCUCCUGUGCCUGGCAGCGGUGACGUGCGCAAUUGCGCGAGCCAGUGUAGCUUAUGAGAUAGCACGGACGAGCGAUGAUAGCAGCUCUGGCAAGAGUGGUUCGAGAGACUCUGAGCAUGAACUGAGCAACUCGAUAGUGCCGCCAACCAGCGUCACCAGUCCAGGCACUAGCCCCACCACAGCACCACUAUCUGCAAGAUCAGACAGUAAUGAUGAGAGCGAGAACAAUGAGAGAGAGGCGAAGAAGAACCCAUCGCAAGACUGGCAGAAGGAUCCUCGCCCAAACAUCGUGUUCAUCAUGGCCGAUGACAUGGGAUUCAACGACGUCCCGUGGAACGAGAAGUUUAUGCCGGAGGGCGUACGCAAUCACAUCCUAGCCCCGCGUAUGGAUGAACUGGCCAAGAAAGGCAUAAUCUUCGAUCAGGGUUACUCGCUGCCUAAGUGCACGCCGAGUAGGGCUGCUACCAUGACUGGUCGCUACCCGCUCAGGUUUGGUCUGCACAGGGCCAACGUCAACUGGGCCUCACCCUACGGCCUACCGCUCACUGAGACCAUAAUGCCGGCCGUCAUGAAAAGACUGGGCUAUCGCACUCACUACGUCGGCAAGUGGCAUCUCGGUGAGUGUAAUGUCAGCUACGUGCCGACGUCUCGCGGCUACGACUCCUUCUUCGGUUCGUACGUGGGAGGCUUGAACUACUUCACUCACAAAAAGCUUGAUUCCAACGGCAGAAGCUUUAGUGUUCUGCACAACGGCACUCGGCCUACGACCCAGUACUACGGCAUGCACGCCACAGACAUGUUUGCAAAGGUGGCAUCGGACGUGAUCCGCGAACAUGCCAGCGGCGAAGCCACACGUACCAAACCUCUCUUCCUCAACGUGUUCUUCAACGCCCCGCACUCGCCCAUCACACCCGGCAAGUACGGGGUGCCGUUCUACAAGCUGCCAAAGUCCACCUUCAGCUCGCGACGUAAGGGUUACAUGGGCUUGGUUCUCAGCCUGGACUAUGGAGUACACACAAUAGUCAACAGUCUGAAAGAGGCAGGCAUCUGGGACAACACACUGCUGGUGUUCACAUCGGACAACGGAGGCUUCCCCGGGACGGGGCUAAAUUACCCGCUGCGCGGGGGCAAGGGAACGUACUACGAGGGCGGCGUGCGAAUGCCCAUGUUCGCCUACCACAGCGGCUGGCAUAACGUGUCGGGUUACCGUAGCGACACCCUGGUGCACGCCGUAGACUGGCUGCCGACAUUCGCCGCGCUCGGCGGUGCCGAGAAACGUGACCUACCGCAUAGCCUGGACGGUAUUGACUUCAGUCACGUGCUUAAGUCGCCCAUCGACCUGAAGACAAGCCCACGUCAGACCAUGCUCUACGGAGCACUGCUGAAGACCCGCCAGCGCAGAGACGGCCGCGGCACGAUCUCGUCGGCCGUGGGAGCGUAUCGUGCACGCUACUGGAAGAUUGUGCUCGAGGAUAGCCGUAAUCCAAUCAGGGACGAGUGGUACAUCGGCACGGACCCAUUACCUCCCCCCACACGCGGCAACUUGAGUAACCGUCACUUGCUGACUUGGUUCUCCCGGAUGCGCAGCAACUGGGGUCUGUUUAACUUGAAGACGGAUCCGUUCGAGGAAAACAACAUCAUGCGGCAGCACUCUGAUGUUUUCUAUGAGCUACGCAGGCGAUUGCUCUGGUAUGUUGACGAAGGCGUCACGCCGCUUAGUGAAGUGUACCCAAUGCAGCCUGAAGCGGCCAAUCGGCACAAGGCGCUGCACACCUUUUACACGCACGGCUGGUGCUGAGAAAGACUGAUGCAUUGCU